Molecule: messenger RNA, 5043 nt
Organism: Lineus longissimus
Lineage: Eukaryota; Metazoa; Nemertea; Pilidiophora; Heteronemertea; Lineidae
Exons: 3
Coding region: 1-5043 (1680 amino acids)
Molecular function (GO): nucleic acid binding
Source: RefSeq, a predicted model, not a curated record
AUGAGUGGAAAAGAGAAUCGAAAUACAAGCGCGGGAAAUGAUGAUGGCGCUGAAGAUGAGUUCCAUUUAGGUGACGAACCAAAUCAAGAUGAGUUUGAAGAGGACGAUCAACAUCCUAGUGAAGAUAGAAGACAGUUAAGGAGUGGUUUCUCAGCCCAGAUGAAAGGAGCUGAGUUGAAGCAGCUAAGUCGUAGCAGAUCCGCUUUGACCGGCCGAAUUACUGCUAAGAAGAAUUGUUUAUCAAGACUAAUGGAAGGUACCGAUACCGAUAAGGUGAAAACAAUAUUGCGGCAAAUGAAAGAGCUGAUGGACAAGUUUCUUGGCUGUCAUAAUGAGUAUCAAGCACGACUUCCUGUGAAAGAGAGAGAACGGGACCAGGCCUACUGCGACACCAGGUUGGACGAUUAUGAACAGUUUGAAGCCGAAGUUGCGGGUUGGUUGGAUACAAUGGUAGUCAUGGAAACAGAGGGAUUGACUCAACCUGAAACUUCGAGAGGAGUAUUUGGCCGAAUUGACGUCCGUGCGUUGCCGUUUACGCCAGCACAUCAGUCAACGAGAAUGUCGGAUCCGUUACCACCAGAUCUUACCCAGAUUUCAAAUGUAACACAAGCUACCGAACGAGCACUUUCAGACAUUGCUGACACGCAAAGGGAUCUGACGAAACAAAUGAGGAUUCCUAGAGCCGAACCAGAGAUAUUUGAUGGAGAUGAGACCAAGUUCCGUGAGUUCUUCAUUGACUUCCAAGAGUACGUAGCCAAAUGGACCGACACGGACAGAGAGAGGCUAACACAGUUACGAGCAUACACGUCAGGAACACCGCAUGAAUUAGUGCGUGGCUGUGUCCAUCUGAGACCUGAAGAAGGGUACGCAGAUGCUCUUAGACUACUAGAAACAAGAUACGGAGCACCGUACGACACCAGCAGAGCAUAUAUCAGGAAAAUAUCAGCCUGGCCGAAGUUGAGUAUGAAGGCUGCAGAAGAUAUGGAGAGAUUUGCGAUUUUACUACGGGAUAGCCUAAAUGCAUUGACUGGACUUGGGCGACUGACUGAACUGGAACAUCCGUCCAUGAUGGCCCAGAUUGUGGAUAAACUACCUGACUGCUUAAGAUAUAAGUGGAUUAGGCAGGAUACAGAAAUUUUUACGAAAACUGGUAAUCCGGCUAAUUACCAGAACUUGGUUAAGUUUAUUGAAGCACAGGCCAAGGUAGUUAUGAACCCCAGGUAUGGCACCAGACAAAGGACCGAAGAGGGACCAAAACCAUAUCAAGGAGAAAGAAAACAAGACAAGUCACGAUCAAAUCCUGGAAAGCAAGCACCGCCCAAAGCUGCUUUUAGAGUAACAUCCAGCAGUGAAAGAUCCAAUGACAAGCCAGGAGAAAGAGAAGAUCAUUGCAGUUACUGUAAGGAAUUGCAUAAAAUCCAAGAUUGUAUGAAGCUUAAGAAGUUGCCAAGACCUGAGAGAGGUGAAUUUCUGAAGAAGACCGGGCGUUCUUUUAAGUGCUUGGAGCGGGGCCAUAUUGCUAAAGACCAUGGCAAUCAGUCAACCAGCCAGACAGUUGUGAAACCUGAGACCCCCAGUUCUGUAAACAAAUCAGAAGCUGUAAAGUCAGGAGAAGCCGUGAAAACUGUGAAAACAGAAGAAGUAACUUCAAGAAGAAUUGGAACCACUGGGAGAAUUGCAAUGGCAGUCUUACCAGUCAAGCUGAGAAGUUUGGAUAAUGGAGUAGAAGUUACUACGAAUGUAUUCUUAGACAAUGGAGCCGGAGCGAGUUUCAUCACUGAUGGAUUGGCGACCAAGAGACUUGAAGUCAAAGGCCUUUCCAAGGGAGAUGAGUGGAUCAAAUUGAAUGAACUCUUCACACACAGUACGAUUCCCAUCAAGCCUUGGGAGAUUCCCACAGAGAAUGAUGUUAGGAAAUACCCAGAGUUAAAGAAAGUUGAUCUGAAAGUUGUCAAUCACCCAGUUGAGAUACUCUUUGGAGCUAAUCAACCAGAAAUCACACGGCCAGUAGAGAUCAUUUCCACAAAAGAAGAUGGACCCUACGCUAUGCGGACCAAGAUCGGCUGGACGCUACUCGGACCUGUUCAGAGGGGCCGGAUGAAUAUUGCUUCAAGGCCUCUCCACAGACUUACCGUUGAAGAACUGAACAACAACAUGAAUGCUCACUUCAGCAGAGAAUUUGAUGACGGAUCACAGGGCGAAGAGAUUCGUAUGUCCAGAGAGGAAGAACGCUUCAUGGCUAAGUUGCGAGGAACCACCGCCUACACUGGAGAACGAUAUCAGGUCCGCUUACCGCUGAAGGAUCAACUUCCAGCAGUUCCAGAGAGCAGACCAAUGGCUGAACGUAGAUUAUCUGCAGUGUUGAAACGAAUGAAAAGAGACAAGAACUAUGCGACUGCUUAUCAGAGCCAGAUGAAUGACCUUAAGAAAAAGAGAUACAUCGAACGUGUUCCAGAGAAUGAACUUGAUGUAAAAAUCAGAUGGUAUCUACCACAUCAUGGUGUAAUCAGCGAGAGAAAGCAGUCCAAGUUGCGAAUCGUGUUUGAUGGUUCAGCUGAAAUUGAUGGAAUUUCAAUCAACAACCUGUUGAUGAAAGGGCCAGACCUGACAAACAGGCUAGACGGAGUACUACUAAGGUUCAGAGAGUACCCAGUUGCCGUUAGCAGUGACAUUCAAGCCAUGUUCCACCAGAUACAAGUACCGCCAGAAGAUCGAAAUUGGUCCCGAUUUUUAUGGGUCGAUGACCAAGGCCAGAUUGAAGAUUGGAGGUGGACAGUACAUCCUUUUGGAUCGAAACCUUCACCAGCCAUAGCAUGCCAUGCGUUGAACCACGGGUUGGAAGAACAGGCUGAUGACAGAACAAGGGAGAGUUGUAUCGCUGCUAAACAAACAUUUUACGUUGAUGAUCAUUUCGACAGCUUCAUAGACACUGAAAGGGCAGCAAAACACGUUAAAUGUGUUGACGAGACAUGCCAACGCUCAGGAUUCCUGUUGAGAAAAUAUGCCAGUAAUCAUCCAGAGAUCAUCAACUGUAUACCGCAGGAUCGCCACGUUGAAAUUGGGAGUGAAGUUAGCCUAACAGAAGAUUGUAAAGAGAUGCCAACACUUGGUAUGAACUGGAAGCCUGAGAGUGACAAGUUGACCUACCGAGCUCCAGAUCUCAAGGAAGUUAAAACCAGACGCGAGCUUUUGUCAAACAUGACGAAGCUGUUUGAUCCGUUGGGGUUGGUGUCACCAUGGAUAUUCAACUGUAGAUUGAUUGUACAGAACCUGUCAAGGCUGAAGCUAAAUUGGGAUGACCCUGUACCAGAAGAUGAACUUCGAAAGUGGAUCAACUGGAGAGAUGGAACUCAAGCUGUCACGGAGAUAGAGUUUGAGAGAUGUGUGACCACUUAUACACCUGGACCACACGAUGAACAUCAGCUACACGUGUUCGGCGAUGCAUCCGAAAGAGCACAUGGUGUAGCAGCUUACAUUAGCACCCAGAGUGAGGAUGAGAUUGACUCCAAGCUGAUCUACGCUAGAUCCAGAUUGAAUCCGCAAAAAGGAGAAACCAUGCCAAGAGCGGAGUUGGUUGCAGCUACGUUGGGAGCAAAGACUACUGCAAAGUUGAAGAAAGAACUACGACUACCGCUGCAGAAAAGUGUUAAUUGGACAGAUAGCACGAUUGUCCUUGAACACCUCCGAAAUGAGACCAUUCAAACCUCAGUCUUUGUCAGAAACCGAGUUGGGACGAUUUUGACUCUCACCAGAGUCGAGGAUUUGAGGCAUGUACAAGGCAGAGAAAACCCAGCUGAUAUUGCAUCAAGGGGCGGGACAGCCCGGGAUCUAAGAUCAAGCCUAUGGCAACAUGGGCCAGAGUUCCUGCGACUGCCUGAGGAGAUUUCAGUAAAUCGCAUAGAGGGACAAUCAGCAGCAGACAAAGGAGAAGAUCACACCAUUUCAGUACUGAAUAGACUCUCCGAUUGGGAAAGGAUCCUAAACCUUGUCCAGUGUAUGCUGAAGCCUUUCAACCCUGAGGAUGAGGUUUCAACAGCUGAUGCCAGAAUUCAUGCCAAGGUUGCAGUCCUGAGAACCAUUCAACGAAUGUACUACAGUGCGGAGUUACAGAGUCUGCGUGAGAAAUUGACAACUCCAAGAUGCAGCAAAAUUCGUAAGUUAUGCCCAGAGAUCGACAAAGAUGGCUUACUUCGCGUCGGGGGAAGAUUGAACAACAGUCUGCUACCACAUGAGGGAAGACGACCAAUCAUACUGCCAGGUGGAGAGCCAUUGGUACGAACACUCAUCCGCAGGAUCCAUUGGAUGGAAGGCCACGUCGGAAGAAAUCAUGUGAUCUCAUCACUGCGAGAACGAUACUGGGUCACGGGAGUCACAGUAGCUGUCAAGCAGGUUUUAAAGGAUUGCGUGUUAUGCAAGAAAUACCAAGCAAGACUCCAGACUCAGAAAAUGGGAAACCUACCUAUCGACAGAAUAUCUGCCAUAAGAGCUUUCGAGAAUUCGGGAGUCGACUACUUCGGACCGUUGGAGGUGAAGAUAUCAGGUCGUUUGUACAAACGGUACGGAGUACUCUUUUCAUGCAACUAUACUAGAGCCAUUCACUUGGAGCUGACUCGAAAGUUGGACACUCAGUCGUGUCUCUUGGCAAUCAGCCGAUUCACGAACCGCCGGGGGAGACCAAGGAAACUCAGAUCCGAUAAUGGAAGUAAUUUGGUUGGAGCUUCCAAGGAGCUGAAACAGGACUUACUUAAAUUGAACAAGGAGUUGCGGCUCCAAGAAAAACUAGCAAAGGAGGAGAUUGACUGGGCAUUCAACCCCCCUCUUGAGCGAAACAAGUGGCAGGAUGCAAAAUCAGACCUGCAACAGGACUAUAUCGUUGUGCUACAGGACACUUCAGUUGGUAGAGCCUAUUGGCCAGUUGGUAGGAUCGUGAACAUUCACAAAGGAAGUGACGGUCAUGUUAGAUCAUGUGAAGUUCGCACUCAGAAUGGAACCUACCGCAGACCAAUCACCAAGUUAGCCAAACUGCUAGAAGCAGAGGACUAA